AUGAGAAGAAGUUUGAACUUGAUGGUCCUGAUGGCUGACAAUGCUACUGGCAUCACUUGGAUCAUGAGUAGCAAGUCUUUUCCCGCCGUCAAUUCGGUGGGGGUCCGUCAUGGUUUGGGGGACAUUCUUGUCGAGGGGCUUUCCGAACUGAAGAUUCUCGAAGUCAAGCAAAGAAGCUACGAGUACACAGUAAGACUCUCCGACUACAUGUUGCCGUUUGCUCAUCAGCAUUGUGGCUUCGACUUCACGUUCCAACAAGACAAUAGAGAGGUUUUGCAACAGUCCAUUCCGGGAUCCACUCCGCUCAAGUGA
This is a messenger RNA of Aphanomyces invadans, 312 nucleotides long. RefSeq lists its product as hypothetical. Bases 1 to 312 code for a protein of 103 amino acids. Lineage: Eukaryota; Oomycota; Saprolegniomycetes; Saprolegniales; Verrucalvaceae. The transcript has a single exon. The record is from RefSeq and is a predicted model, not a curated record.